GACGACUCAGACCUUCUUCCUUCUACUGUAUGCUCGGUUCUCUAACUGCAGCUUCUGCAUGCUAGAGGAAGGGGAGAUUGAUACACUCCCAGACUCGCGGUCCAACUCCGACAUCCUUAGUCCCGUGGACCUGCGCAAUGAAUCGUCCCUAGACAUCACAGGGGCUACCUACUCCCCUUCUAUCGAGUGGCCGGGGGACACAGAUCCCACCCCAGUAACCCCACCUUUUGCUGACGUCUAUGCGUACGAGCCUGCUGGGGACCCCCGUGCAUCUUCGACGUCUCUGCGUCUCGUCGUUCAGCACAGUGCUAUUCUCCGUAAAAAUCAAAGGCUCGCUCUCCUUGACGGUUUCACGGAGAUCCAAAUCGGUCGAGACAUUGCGCCUGCUGGCUCAGACACUCCCAGGAUCCGUCUGAAGGAAAUGGAAGUCUCCAAGGUGCAUGCGACAAUUUAUUGGGACCAGGAUCGUACGCAUUGGUCUGUCGUCGAUAUGGGCUCGAAACAUGGCACCUUCAUUCAGUCUUCAGCCGUACCUCCGCCUGGCGGUCCCGCAGCUCAGGGUUCCGAUGGGAAGGGCUUCCGGUUGUCCGCUCCGAGGGUGGCCAGCAUGCCGCGGGCGCUGCGCCAUUUCGAUCGUCUGACAAUCGGCGGCACGACGUUUAUCAUCCACAUUCAUGAGGACCGAACGCCAUGCACCGCAUGUUCACCCCAGGGCGAUGAGGAAAUCCCUCUCUUUUUGCAUCGCGCCGUGGAUAGCUCCGCCGGGGCUAGCAAGAAACGGGAUUUCGAGGAGUUUGCCGCUAAUAACACGGAGUCGACGUCCGCGCGGGAUCGUGACCCAAAGAAGGCCUUGACCAUGCUCAAGCGCACUUUGCUGUCGUCUUCCAAGAAUUUGGCACCCACACCGUCAGGUUCGCGCGGUCAGUAUGUCGACAGGAGCGCCCGUCGUCGGGCUCUGCAUCCUGACCGUUCCCCGGCGACGACACCGAGCGCUGAUCGUUCGCCACUCCCUUCUCCCUCCGUCUCAGCUCCGGCCACUCCUCCGUCUCCCGCUGCGCCUUUGUCUGCGACGAACAUCGGUCACCGGCUGCUCUUGAAGCAGGGGUGGCAACCCGGAACCGCGCUGGGGGAAGCAUCGAGUGACAAUGCGGGUCUCGUGGUCCCUUUGGACACGCCGACCACGGUGGGCCGAGCAGGACUCGGUGCUUCGGCCCGGCUUGCGAGUGCGUCAUCUGCGCUUCAGGAAGGGGACUGGAAAGAUGCAGGCAAAAGGCGUCGGUGGGCGGAGACGCGAGAGAGUCUUGAUGGCGUCUAGUGACGACGAAUACUCAUGUGGAGUGCCCCCCCACUAUGGUCGUGUGCGAGCUGCUUGUCUCUACCGAGAACGGAACGAUCAGGAACAAGACAACCUGAUAACUCCGCCACCAUCCACUGCCUUCCGGGGGUUUCCUCCCGCGCCGAGCCAAACAUUGCUUCCGUCUCGCUUUGGAGAUUGGCGGCGUCAAGAACUGCUCAAGACUUGGUAUGAGCUGCGCCAGCGGUCUUACCGCCCCAUCAUCCCGCGAACCGCGGUGACCCCGGCAGCCGCGAGCCGAGCGUUGUGUGGGAGCCUCGUUCCAUUCCAAAUGAAUACCCCCGCCAAGGUUGUCCGAGGAAUUGACCAACGCGUCGCCUUAAGUCCGCUUCGUCGCUCGCCGUGUUCGGAGCUACGUUGUGUAACGUAAAUGAGCAAUGGUUCGCGGGUCAUCUCCCUCGGCGGACGUCGUUUCUGGUGGAAGGACUGAGGCGGGGUUGUUUAUUGUGAAGACGUAACUAUAGACGUAUUGGGCAAAUACAAAGGCGUUCUAUUUACGAUAGCGACGUGAUUGGACAUCAAAGAAUGAUGGCGCACGCGUCGAAGGUCGCGAAGGAGGAAUGACAGGCGCCUGGAGUGCUUGGGCGGGCGCUGGAACGCGUUAUUUGGCCUACUUUGGUGGUCACGUGGAGACGCGAGAGCGGGC
Molecule: messenger RNA, 2000 nt
Organism: Dichomitus squalens LYAD-421 SS1
Lineage: Eukaryota; Fungi; Basidiomycota; Agaricomycetes; Polyporales; Polyporaceae
Exons: 2
Coding region: 59-1315 (418 amino acids)
Molecular function (GO): nucleic acid binding; protein binding
Source: RefSeq, a predicted model, not a curated record